Aspergillus ibericus CBS 121593 is the source of this 2139-nucleotide messenger RNA. RefSeq lists its product as uncharacterized. The coding region runs from base 1 to 2127 and encodes 708 amino acids. Gene Ontology annotation, cellular component: cytosol. Gene Ontology annotation, biological process: pentose-phosphate shunt. The record is from RefSeq and is a predicted model, not a curated record. The transcript has 3 exons. Gene Ontology annotation, molecular function: transketolase activity. NCBI's taxonomy places the organism in Eukaryota, Fungi, Ascomycota, Eurotiomycetes, Eurotiales, Aspergillaceae.
AUGGCCAUUGGUCCCGUCCCCCAAAGCAACGGCGCAUCGGCCUUGCCGCUGGUGCGCCAGAUCUCCCAAGACCAUGAUCACGUCUUGAAAACCUUCCGCCUCCUCAUUUCCGAUCUAUGCCAGCAGUUCGGCGGAGGUCAUCCCGGAGGAGCGAUUGGUAUGGCCGCUAUCGGGAUCGCACUCUGGCGAUAUGUGAUGCGAUACGCACCACACUCCCCGGACUACUUCAAUCGCGAUCGCUUCGUCCUGUCCAAUGGCCACACCUGCCUCUUCCAAUACACCUUCUUGCAUCUCACCGGCUACAAAGCCAUGACAUUCGAGCAGCUCAAGUCCUACCACUCCGACCGGGUCGACGCGUUAUGUCCCGGACACCCGGAGAUUGAGCACGAGGGGAUCGAAGUCACGACCGGGCCCCUGGGCCAGGGCGUCGCUAAUGCAGUGGGUCUGGCUAUGGCCACCAAGAACCUGGCGGCCAAGUUCAACCGCCCCGGGUAUGAUGUGGUCUCGAACCAUACCUGGUGUAUGGUGGGCGAUGCGUGUCUGCAGGAGGGGGUCGGACUCGAGGCCAUCUCUUUCGCGGGCCACCUCAAACUCAACAAUCUAACCAUCAUCUAUGACAAUAACCAGAUUACCUGCGAUGGAUCCGUCGAUCUGACCAAUACAGAAGAUAUCAACGCCAAGAUGCGCGCCUGCGGCUGGGAUGUCAUUGAUGUCGAAGACGGUUGCUACGAUGUGGAAGGGAUCGUUCAGGCGUUGGAACGGGCUCGUGCGGCUCAGGAUAAACCGACUUUCAUCAACGUCCGGACCGUUAUCGGCCUAGACAGUAAGGUAGAGGGCAUGGCAGCCGCUCAUGGUGCUGCAUUUGGAGCCCCAGAUGUGGCAGAGAUGAAGCGAAAGUACGGCUUCAACCCGGACGAGCACUUUGUCAUCAGUGACGUGACCCGGAAAUUCUUCCAGGAUCUCCCUGCCCGUGGAGAGUCCUUGCUACAGCAAUGGAAUAAGCUAGUGGAGCAGUAUACCGCAGAGUACCCCGAACUUGGGGCAGAGUUCCAGCAGCGCAUGCGCGGAGAGCUGCCCCCCAACUGGAAAGAUCUAAUCCCUUCCAAUUUCCCCGACAAGCCAACAGCCUCACGAGCGUCGUCAGGGCUCGUCUUCAACCCCAUCGCCAAAGCCAUCGAGUCAUUCAUGGUCGGAACAGCCGACCUCAGCCCAUCCGUCAACAUGAUCUGGCCCGGCAAGGUCGACUUCCAACACCCCGACCUCCGCACGACCUGCAACAUCAACGGCAACUACACAGGCCGAUACAUCCACUUCGGGGUCCGCGAGCACGCCAUGUGCGCCAUCUCCAACGGCCUCGCAGCCUUCGCCCCCAACACCAUCAUCCCCAUCACCUCCUCCUUCUUCAUGUUCUACCUGUACGCCGCCCCCGCCGUCCGCAUGGGCGCCCUACAACACCUGCAAGUCAUCCACGCCGCGACCCACGACUCCAUCGGCAUGGGCGAAGACGGCCCCACACACCAACCAAUCGAGCUCGCAGCUCUAUACCGCGCCAUGCCAAACCUCCUCUACAUCCGUCCAGGAGAUAGUGAAGAAACGGCCGGUGCGUGGAUCGCGGCCCUGGAAGCCAGGAAAUCAUCCACUAUCAUCUCCACGUCCCGCCACGCCAUCCCCCAACUUAAACAAACGCGCCGAGACGGCGUAGCCCAAGGCGCAUACAUACUCGAAGAAGCCCCCACCGCAACCGUGACUUUAAUCGGCGUCGGCGCGGAACUCUCCUUCGCGCUGGACGUAGCCCAACAACUCAAGGAAACCAAAGGAGUGAUAGCGCGAGUGAUCAGUUUCCCCUGCCAGCGCCUAUUCGAGCAACAGUCCCUGGAAUAUAAGCGCGGCGUGCUGCGACGCCACCAGGGCAUUCCGGCGGUGGUGAUCGAGCCGUAUGCGCCGAAUGGAUGGGAGCGGUAUGCGGACGCGGGUAUCUGCGUUCGACGGUUCGGUCAUAGUUUGCCGGGGAAGGCGGCGUAUAAGUUCUUUGGCUAUGAGACUCGGGUGAUGGCGGAUAAGGUGGGUGGUUAUUUGGAUCGGCUGGAGAAGGGCGAGGUAUUGCGGGGGGAGUUUGUGGAUUUGUAGAUUGGUUUUAGG